AUGGAUCAGCAUGGCAAUGUCCUCCUAUUUAACGGUGAGAUAUUUGGCGGGCUGCCCGUCCUUCAACCAGAGCAGAACGAUGCCCGGUGCCUUCUCUCCGCCCUCUCCUCCUGCUGCUCCUGCCGCUGCCCCUCCCCGCAAACCCUCAACACAACCUCCGGUGCGGCAAGCCUCAAGAGUGGUCAUGACAACCCUUCCACCACCAGUAGUAAAGACCAUAUCAGCAGCGCCAGCAGCGGCAGCAGCAACAUCCCAUCAACUCCUGUCUCCUUUUCACAAUCUUCCUCCUCCUCUCCUCCCUCCACCCAUCCUGACCCCCCACCCUCCCCACUCUCCGCCCGUCCAGCCCUUCCCUGUCCCCACCCCCACUCCGUCCCCCGCCUGCUCUCCUCUCUCCGAGGCCCCUUCGCGCUGGCCUAUUGGCAGGCAACAGCUGGCACGCUCUGGUUGGCCCGCGACUUCAUGGGGCGGCGCAGCCUGCUGCUCCAUGGGCCGUGCUGGGAGGGGAGUGGGAAAGCGAAAAGAGGGGAGGAGAAGGAGGGGAGAGAGGAGAAUGAGAGAAGGGAGGAGAAGGAGGGGGGAGAGGAGAGUGAGAGAGGGGAGGAGGAAAGCGGAGUGAGGAGCACUUUUGUGGUGAGCAGCGUGUGCCCCUCGCCUUGUACUCCCCGCCUCUCCAGUGCAGAGAGAGCAGGGAGUGAAGCGCGGACAGGGGAGGGGGCAUUGGAAAGAGCAGAGAGGACAGGAGGUGGACGAGUAGAGAGAGGAGGGGAAAGUGCGAGAAACUGGGCAGGGGAACGAGGAGCGGAGAUUGGUGAGCGAGGGAUUGGAGCAGAGGCAGGGGAAGGAGGGGAGGUAGGAGGAGGAAGGAGAGGAAAUGGUGGUGGGGAAGCGAUUGACCAGAGUGGUUUGAGUUCUGAGUCGACUCAAAACUCUGCAGGAGGAGCAAGAGGAAGAGAAAGAGGAGGCGGUGGUGGGGAAGCAGUUGAUCAGAGUGGUUUGCCAGAGUUUAGGUACUGGCAGGAACUGCCAUGCGGGAUAUACAGCACUGUGCUUCCUUCACAUGGCGAGGGAGUGAGUGAGGGUUUGAGAGAGAGUGAGGGAGUGAGUGAGGGGUCGAGAGAGCGUGAGGGAGUGAAGGUGAGGGAGGACGAGUGGGAGUGGUUCCGGCAUGAGUGGGAGGAUGAAACCGUCCAGCGACUGCUGACAUGGCAGCGACCAAUGGCAGCUGACGUGGCAAUCCAAGGUGAUGAGCUGGCAGGAGGUAGCGCUGAGGUGGCGCACCCCGGUACUGAGCUGGCGGCGGCAGGUGAUGCGGCUGACUCAGCAGCAGAUGAUGUGCUGGCAGCACUGGAUAGAGCAGUGGGGAUUCGAGUGAUGCACAUUCGAGAGGAAAGGCACAUUGGAAAAGGUAUACCCAUUGGCCCACUGGACGGGCACGGAGCAACAGCAGCACCAGUGGGGGCGUGUGUGCGCAGGGAAGAAGAGGCGGCACCACUGGCAGAACCAGAAGCAGCAGCAGAGGUAGCAGCGGUGGCAGGAGAUGCGUGCAGGGAGGAGGAGCGGGCAGCAGCAGUGGCACCAGAAGCAGCAGCAGCAGGACAUGCGUGCAGAGAAAGAGAGGAGCAGGUGGCACCAGUGGCGGUGCUCUUCUCAGGGGGGCUCGACUCCAUGCUGCUGGCGGCCCUCGCUCACCGCCACGUGCCCAUCCACCGUGAGUGUGUGUGCAUGCAUAGAGGGGAUGCGGGUGGCACCAGCAGUGGUGAUGUUCUCAGGCGGGUUGGACUCCGUGAUGUUCUCAGGGGAUGCAUGUUGCUGGCCGCCCUGGCUCACCGCCACGUGCCCAUCCACC
Messenger RNA from Closterium sp. Naga37s-1, 1849 nucleotides. The record is from the annotation of a GenBank genome assembly. NCBI's taxonomy places the organism in Eukaryota, Viridiplantae, Streptophyta, Zygnematophyceae, Desmidiales, Closteriaceae.